CCAGAUCCAGUCAUUUACAUGGACCUUUCAGGCCUCAGUAGAAGUGUGCUUGUUUUCUUUAGGAGUUAUUUCAGCACUGGGAGCUGUCCGUGGGUUCGACUUGCUUCUCGGCUUUCUCUUAACGGAUUUGAACUCUUUUUCACUCCUCUGGUUUUGUUGUGAAACCCCUGAACCCUCUCUCACCAUGCUCCCAGCUCAGGAGGCAGCAAAAAUUUACCACACCAACUAUGUGCGGAACGCUCGUGCUGUGGGUGCCAUGUGGACGGUGUUCACCAUCACCUUUGCCGUCAUCACUGUGGUGGUCUUCAUCCAGCCCUACUGGAUUGGAGACAGCGUCCACACGCCUCAAGCCGGCUACUUUGGCCUCUUCCACUACUGUAUUGGGAAUGCGCUGACCUCGGAGCUCACAUGCAAAGGGAGUGCGCUGGACUUCGGCUCCAUCCCGUCCGGAGCCUUCAAAACAGCCAUGUUCUUUGUGGGGAUCUCCAUGUUGCUGAUUGUGGCCAGCAUUGUCAGCUUCAGCCUCUUCUUCUUCUGCAACACGGGCAGUGUUUACAAGAUCUGCGCCUGGAUGCAACUGGCCUCCAGUACAUGCAUGGUUAUCGGCUGCAUGAUCUAUCCCGACGGCUGGGACUCAGAUGAGGUGAAGCGGAUGUGCGGCCAGCGGACGGACAAGUACACUCUGGGUAACUGCACGGUGCGCUGGGCCUACAUCCUGGCCAUCAUUAGCAUCAUGGACUCGCUCGUCCUCUCCUUCCUGGCCUUCAGCCUGGGCAACCGGCAGGACAAGCUGCUGCCCGAGGACUUCCAGGUGGAGGAGAAAGGUACGAGGGGGAGGUAACUGGAGGAUGUGAUGGUUAGACGGGGCAAAUAUGCAGGAUUGGGUUUUUAUUUGUGCAGAAUUAGACCCCUUCAGUAAUUUAUUAUGUCUCCUAUGAACAGAUAAGGCCUGAUGGGUGAGAGUCACUAAAGUGACACACAGAGGCUCUCUGGGACAGACAACACAGCUCUGAAGGUUUCAUCAGCUCCAGCUAUUUCUGCCUCUUCUACAAUCACGCAAACUCAUUUAAAAUCAGUACAAUAAAUACAUUUUUAUUUCUAAAAGAAACCAUGAAAUUGUUAAAUAAAAAUUGAAUUAAAUUUAAAUACGAAAUACAGUAUAUGUUUUCUGUGUGUAAUGUUGCUUCAUUAACAGUGCUAUUUUUCAAAUUUACU
This is a messenger RNA of Nothobranchius furzeri (turquoise killifish), 1215 nucleotides long. The record is from RefSeq and is a predicted model, not a curated record. Lineage: Eukaryota; Metazoa; Chordata; Actinopteri; Cyprinodontiformes; Nothobranchiidae.